Messenger RNA from Telopea speciosissima, 2116 nucleotides. Its product is annotated as putative beta-glucosidase 41. The transcript is spliced from 13 exons. The record is from RefSeq and is a predicted model, not a curated record. Lineage: Eukaryota; Viridiplantae; Streptophyta; Magnoliopsida; Proteales; Proteaceae. Gene Ontology annotation, biological process: carbohydrate metabolic process. Gene Ontology annotation, molecular function: beta-glucosidase activity. Bases 151 to 1755 code for a protein of 534 amino acids.
CAUUUCUCUAUAUCCUACGCAACAACAAUAGGCUUCUCCCCUGAAUACACUCUCCGUCCGUCUCUUAACUGUUUAAGGAUUUCUGUAGCGUGUCCACAAAGUAAGGAAGGAAAUAUAUACUAAUUAAGCUGAUUUGAGCAAACACUGGAGAUGAAUUCAACAAUGACCAUCAUCACAAUUUUCUUGCUCUCAGUUUCUGGCCUUUUCGCAUACUCUGAAGGUAUUAGCAGAACAGAUUUUCCACAAGGAUUUGUCUUUGGAACAGCUUCUUCAGCUUACCAGUUUGAAGGUGCUGUAGAUGAAGGGAAUAAGGGAGACAGCAUAUGGGACACUUUCACUCGACGACCAGGAAGGAUAUUGGACUUCAGCAACGCAGAUAUGGCCGUGGACCAAUAUCAUCGCUUUAAGACUGAUGUAGAGUUGAUGAAGAACUUGGGCAUGGAUGCUUACAGAUUCUCAAUAUCAUGGCCAAGAAUCUUCCCCAAUGGAACGGGAGAACUAAAUCUAGAAGGAAUAAAUUACUACAAUAGCCUUAUAGAUGCUCUGCUAGAAAAAGGUCUUUUACCAUUCAAACAAUGUUCCUCUACUAAAAUUUCAUGUAAUUUUGAACAACUGAAGUCUCAGGAGUUUGUUUUGUUUCUAUCAGGAAUUCAACCAUAUGUCACUCUGUAUCACUGGGAUCUUCCACAGGCACUGGAAGAUAGAUAUGAAGGAUGGUUGAAUGAACAAAUAAUAAAAGACUUUGAGCAUUAUGCUUCCACCUGCUUCGAACAUUUCGGAGAUAGAGUUAAGCACUGGAUCACCUUCAAUGAGCCUCAUGGAUUUGCAAUCCAAGGAUACGACACAGGUGUUCAAGCACCAGGGAGGUGCUCCAUUCUUGGUCACUUGUUCUGCAAGUUGGGAAAAUCAUCCACAGAACCAUAUAUUGUUGCACACAAUAUCCUCUUAUCCCAUGCUGCUGCUUUUCACACCUAUCAGCUCCACUUCAAGGAAAGACAAGGAGGCCUGAUUGGAAUAGCACUUGAUGCAAAAUGGUAUGAACCAAUAUCAGAUACUGAUGAGGACAAGGAUGCUGCUCAAAGAGCUAUGGAUUUCGGGCUUGGAUGGUUCCUAGAUCCCCUUUUCUUCGGCGAAUACCCUCUUUCUAUGCAGAAUCUUGUAGCUGAUAGACUCCCUACGAUCACAACUGAGAUGUCCCAAAGUUUGCUCGGCACACUGGAUUUUGUAGGCAUAAAUCAUUACACCACAUUAUAUGCCCGAAAUGAUAGGACCAAGAUUCGGAAACUGGUGUUGCAAGAUGCUUCAUCUGAUGCAGCUGUUAUUACAACCUCUUCAAAGGAUGGAGUCGCAAUCGGAGAAACAGCUGCCUCCCGCUGGCUGCACAUUGUUCCAUGGGGUUUCCGGAAAUUGGUAAUAUAUGUGAAGGAUAAAUAUGGGAACCCACCAGUUUUUAUAACAGAAAAUGGUAUGGAUGACAGAAACAAACAUUUUACACCCCUAAACGUAGCUCUACAAGACGACAAAAGAAUUCGCUAUCACAGGGACUACCUCUCAAACUUAUCUACUGCUAUAAGGCAAGAUGGCUGUGAUGUGCGCGGUUACUUUGUAUGGUCAUUGCUUGACAACUGGGAAUGGAACAACGGCUACACUGUCCGCUUUGGACUCUACUUCGUCGACUACAGGAAAAACCUUACAAGGAUCCCAAAGGCUUCUGUUGAGUGGUUCAAAGGUGUUCUCAUACAGCAAGAAUCGUGAUCUCUGUUACUUGGAUUUAUGAAUGCCUCACAUCAACCAUAUGCUGUACCACCAGAGGAUCCUCAAUUCAUAUAAUAUCAACUUACUGAUACAACAGCUGCAAAGACAGAUGACUCAAAUUGUGAAGUUCUUUUACCCACAGAAUUUAUAAGCUGAUCCAAGAAGGUACUCUUAAACUUCAAGAAUGUAUCUAAAACACUGACAAGUAGCUAACCUACACAAUUUCUGACCCCACUGUGUGCACUAACCCCUAGGGGAGAAGUAUGUAGGUGGUUGCCUAAAGGAAAGAAUAAGCAAUCAUACAUUUUUCACACCCUUGAAUGAAUGUAAUUACAUUUUUUUAUUCCGUCUCAAGGAUUCC